AUGGCUCCCGGCAGAGAGAGUUUCGACAACAUCUACCUCGACCUUUCCAAGGACAGCGGGAAAUGCCGGUUUUCUGAGAACGGCCUCGGCUGGAAGCCGUCUGGCGGCGGCAACACCUUCACCCUCGAGCGCGGCGAGAUCGCCAACGCCCAGUGGAGUCGCGCUGCCAAGGGCUACGAGGUCAAGAUCAUCAAGCGGUCCUCCGAGAUCGUCCAGAUCGAUGGCUUCCUCGAGGAGGACCUGUCGCGCAUCAGCAAGAUCUUCAAGAACUGGUACAGCGUGAACCUCGAGACCAAGGAGCACGCCCUGCGAGGCUGGAACUGGGGUAAGACCGAGUUCACCAAGGCAGAGCUGGUCUUCAACGUCCAGAACCGCCCCGGCUUCGAGAUCCCCUACUCGGAAAUCACAAAUACAAACUUGGCCGGCCGCAACGAGGUCGCCAUCGAGUUCGCCGCCUCGGACGAGGCCGACACCGGCACCAACGGUCACCUCGGCGGCGCGCGCGGCAAGGGCAAGAAGUCGGGCGCCGGCGCUGACCAGCUCGUCGAGAUGCGUUUCUACGUCCCCGGCGUCACCACCCGCAAGGAGACAGAGGGCGAGGAGGCCGGUAGCGACGCCGAGGGCGGCGAAGAGAAGAACGCCGCCACCCUGUUCUACGAAACCCUCAUCGACAAGGCCGAGAUUGGCGAGACCGCCGGAGACGCCAUCGCCACCUUCCUCGAGGUCUUGCACCUCACCCCCAGAGGUCGUUUCGACAUCGACAUGUACGAGAGCUCCUUCCGCCUGCGCGGCAAGACAUACGACUACAAGAUCCAGUACGACCACAUCAAGAAGUUCAUGGUGCUGCCCAAGCCCGACGACCUGCACUGCAUGCUUUGCAUCGGCUUGGAUCCCCCCCUGCGCCAGGGUCAGACGCGCUACCCCUUCUUGGUCAUGCAGUGCAAGAAGGACGAGGAGGUCACCAUCGACCUGAACCUCACCGAGGAGCAGCUGGAGGCCAGCUACAAGGACAAGUUACAGUCACACUACGAACAGCCUCUGCACCAGGUUAUCACUUACUGUUUCAAGGGCCUGGCCAACAAGAAGAUCGUCUCCCCCGCAAAGGACUUUGUGACCCACAGACAGCAGACGGGUAUCAAGUGCUUUAUCAAGGCGAGCGAGGGCUUCCUAUACUGCCUGGAGAAGGCCUUCAUGUUCGUCCCCAAGCCUGCGACAUAUAUCUCCUAUGACCAGACCGCCAGCGUCACCUUCUCUCGCGUAGGAGGUGCUGUCUCGACGCUUUCGACAUUCGAUAUCACCGUUCACAUGAAGGGCGGCAGUGCUGCGACCCAAUUCAGCAACAUUAAUCGUGAGGAUCUGAAGGCGCUCGAGGAUUUCUUCAAGCACAAGGGUCUGCGGGUUAAGAACGAGAUCGAUGAAGACGCCAACCUGAUUGCGGCUGCCCUACGUGAUAACGCCAUGUCUGAUAGUGAGGACGAAGUUGUAGGCGCACGCGCUGACCGCGGUUCUGCCGAUGAGGAUGAGGAGAGUGUGGACGAGGACUUCAGAGCAGACUCCGAGUCGGAUGUCGCCGAGGAGUACGACUCGGCCCACGAGUCGAGUGGUAGCGGUAGCGGCGAGUCUGACGUCGAUAACGCGGACGAGGAGAUGGCGGAUGCUGACGACGAAUAA
Molecule: messenger RNA, 1671 nt
Organism: Neoarthrinium moseri
Lineage: Eukaryota; Fungi; Ascomycota; Sordariomycetes; Amphisphaeriales; Apiosporaceae
Exons: 1
Coding region: 1-1671 (556 amino acids)
Cellular component (GO): FACT complex; nucleus
Molecular function (GO): DNA binding; histone binding; nucleosome binding
Source: RefSeq, a predicted model, not a curated record